AUGGCUUUGUUUGCUUUCCAGUAUGUUCAAGCAGAUGCUCCUACCAAUAAAACGCUGGCCGGGCUCGUGGUGCAGCUGCUGCAGUUCCAGGAAGAUGCCUUUGGGAAACAUGUUGCCAAUCCUGCCUUCACAAAGUUCCCUGCAAAGUGCUUCAUGGAUUUCAAAGCUGGCGGAACACUGUGUCACAUUCUUGGUGCUGCUUAUAAGUAUAAAAACGAGCAAGGAUGGCGGCGGUUUGACUUGCAAAAUCCUUCCCGCAUGGAUCGAAAUGUAGAAAUGUUUAUGAACAUUGAAAAAACGUUAGUGCAGAAUAACUGUCUGAGCAGACCAGUCAUCUACCUCGUUCCAGAUAUUGAGCUGAAGCUGGCAAAUAAACUAAAGGACAUUGUCAAACGACACCAGGGCACAGUCACAGAUGACAAGUCGAAAGCCACCCACCAUGUUUAUCCCAUUCCUACCUCAUUGGAUGAAGAAGAGUGGCUGAGACCGGUGAUGAAAAAAGACAAGCAGGUUCUUGUGCACUGGGGCUGUCACCCAGACAGCUAUGAUACCUGGAUCCAUGCCGGCGAUAUAGAUGCGGAAGCUGAAGAGCCUCCAAUCCCAGAGAAGCCAUGGAAGAUUCACGCCAAAUGGGUUCUGGACACAGACGUAUUCAAUGAAUGGAUGAAUGAAGAAGACUAUGAGGUGGACGAGAACAAGAAGCCAGUUAGCUUUCGCCAGCGGAUCUAUAUGAAGAACGAAGAACCAGUCCGCAGCCCGGAACGCAGAGACAGGAAGGCGACCGCCGGCGCUAGGAAAAGAAGGCACUCUCCUUCACCGCCGCCUCCUUCCACUCCGGUUGAAUCGAGGAAGAAGGCUGGAAAGAAAGGGCAAGCUGGUCUUUAUGGGAAGAGGCGAGGGCAAAAGGAAGACGAUGAGCAAGAAGACCUCACGAAGGACAUGGAGGAUCCGACCCCGGUGCCUAACAUAGAAGAAGUGGUUCUUCCUAAAAACGUAAACCCAAAGAAAGACAGUGAGAACACUCCCGUGAAAGGAGGAACAGUAGCAGACCUGGAUGAGCAGGAUGAAGAGACAGUGGCGACGGGAGGAAAGGAAGAUGAAGAUCCCAACAAAGGAGAUCAGAGCCGCUCGAUGGAUACAGGAGAAGACAACGUCACCGAACAGACGAAUCACAUCAUUAUCCCCAGCUAUGCAUCCUGGUUCGACUAUAACUG
Molecule: messenger RNA, 1214 nt
Organism: Gekko japonicus
Lineage: Eukaryota; Metazoa; Chordata; Lepidosauria; Squamata; Gekkonidae
Product: SWI/SNF complex subunit SMARCC1-like
Exons: 13
Source: RefSeq, a predicted model, not a curated record